Oldenlandia corymbosa var. corymbosa is the source of this 2839-nucleotide messenger RNA. NCBI's taxonomy places the organism in Eukaryota, Viridiplantae, Streptophyta, Magnoliopsida, Gentianales, Rubiaceae. The record is from the annotation of a GenBank genome assembly.
AGUCAAUUAAACCAUGCAAAGUUAAUGUCCAAAAUUCAUGGGAAAUUAUCGAAAAGUGAAAGAGAAAAGGGAAAAUGCAGAAUCAAUCAGAAGCGUGGGGGCCGGCAGCUGCAUAAACACGUGUGAAGAACGUAAUAUAUCUCAUUGGGAUAAGCAUAAAUCCUUAUCUAAAAAUCGGAUUAUUAUUAUUUUAUCUCGAUUCAGUUCCUGAUUAUAUGACGACGAGCACAUUUAUCUGGUUAGAAGUUUCAGUAAUUUAAGGAUUUCAGUUGGGGAACUCUUCGAACUCUUCGAUCUCAAACAUAUAUAUUAAUUACCGUCAUUGGGUCAGUCUUCUUCACCUUGAAAUCUUUCUACCUCUCAGUCUACUCAAUUUCCCCUGUCUUUUUACAAAUAGUUGACUUCAGCAUUGUUCAUCCCUUUUCUUCACUCCGUUUUUUUCUGUUGCAAAGGUUUAUAUGCAAUUGUAAAAAUGGAGGCUUGGAAAUUCUUAUGGCUUUCUCUUACGCUGUAUUUAGUCUUGAAUGUUGCGAUUGCGGCUGGCCCUCCAACUUGUCCCGCAGAUGUUGCUAGUGAUUGUGCCCCUGAUUCGGGUGAAUGGAAAGGUGAAUUCUUCCCUGGAAUCCCUAAGAUUAAAUAUGAGGGUCCUAAAACCAAGAAUCAUCUAGCAUUUAAAUGGUACAAUGCAGAUGAGGAGAUCCUUGGGAAGAAAAUGAAGGAUUGGAUGAGAUUCAGUGUUGCAUUUUGGCAUACAUUUCGUGGGACUGGAGGUGAUCCAUUUGGAGCCGCUACAAAAAUGUGGCCAUGGGAGGAUGGUACCAAUUCUGUUGCCAUGGCCAAGAGAAGAAUGAGAGCCAACUUUGAGUUCUUGGACAAGCUUGGGGUUGAAUUCUGGUGCUUUCAUGAUAGAGAUAUUGCUCCUGAUGGCAAAACUAUUGAGGAAUCUAAUGCCAAUUUGGAUGAAGUUGUUGCCCUAGCGAAAGAGCUUCAGGGGUCUAAGAUUCAUCCAUUAUGGGGCACUGCUCAGUUGUUUGUGCAUCCUCGCUAUAUGCAUGGUGCUGCUACCAGCCCAGAGUUAAGUGUGUAUGCUUAUGCCGCAGCACAAGUUAAGAAAGCCAUCGAGGUCACUCACUAUCUUGGUGGGGAGAAUUAUGUUUUCUGGGGAGGUAGAGAGGGGUAUCAAUCCCUUUUGAACACAGAUAUGGAAAGAGAACUGAACCAUUUGGCAAGGUUCAUGGAAGGUGCUGUUGCGUACAAGAAGAAGAUAGGUUUCAAUGGAACUUUUCUAAUUGAACCUAAGCCACAAGAGCCAACAAAGCAUCAGUAUGAUUGGGAUGCUGCAACAGCAGCUAACUUCUUGCGCAAAUAUGGUCUUAUAGAUGAAUUCAAGUUGAACAUCGAAUGCAAUCAUGCCACAUUAUCCGGGCACAGCUGUCAUCAUGAACUUGAAACUGCUAGAAUAAAUGGUUUGCUGGGAAACAUAGAUGCAAAUACUGGAGAUCCUCAAACUGGUUGGGAUACCGAUCAAUUUUUAAUGGACAUCCAGGAAGCAACAUUAGUCAUGCUCAGUGUGAUUAAAAAUGGAGGAUUGGCACCGGGAGGUUUCAACUUUGAUGCCAAAUUGCGAAGGGAAAGUACCGAUGUGGAGGAUUUGUUUAUUGCCCACAUAGCUGGAAUGGAUACCCUAGCUCGUGGUCUUCGUAAUGCUGCAAAGCUGCUUGAGGAUGGCUCUUUGGAAGAACUUGUUCGCAAGAGAUACAGCAGUUUUGAUUCAGAACUUGGUGCCCAGAUUGAGGUAAUGUCCUUUCUGUCAAAAUUGAUGGUUUAUGUUCUCUUUUCCAUCUUUGGUGCAUGUCGUCUAUAACUAUGGAUGGAUCAUAUCAGGCGGGCAAAGCUGAUUUUGAAUACCUAGAGAAGAAAGUGAAGGAAUGGGGAGAACCUAAAGUUGGUUCUGCAAAGCAGGUACAUUUGCCUCCAGAUAUCAAAGUGUUAAAAAACUGUUAUUACCUUUUCCAUCAGAUGACCUUUGUUCUUUAUUAUUAUGGGUAGUAAUCAUGUUUUUCUUGCUUUUUCAGGAACUUGCGGAGAUGAUUUUCCAGAGUGCACUGUAGACAUUUCCGGGAAGAGAUUUCAGCUUUGUUACUCGUGUGUUGAAAAAAUAAUGUCUCUAGUUAGAAAGGCAGCAGCAGUAGGCAGUGGUAUAUUUAAGAGCUAAAGAGUUAACGGAUUUCCUUAGGAGCCUCACCUAAUGUAGUUUAGUGAAACAUUUUCAGAUCAACAAUAUAUUUGUGUUUCUAGAGGUGUCUUUUUCCCAUUUUCUGAGUUAUUACUCCAUGGUUGGUUCAUAUUCCACCUUCGAAAUCUCUCAAUGCUCUGUAGUCCACCUCUCUAAGAAAAGCCCUACAGGAGAAGUAUCAACAUUCAAAGGAAACUGGAGCGCGGGAGACCUCUUUUUUUGUUCUGUCUUUCACUAAUCUGCAUUGCCAUUCGAGCUUAAACAAUUAUGUUCUGUCUUAAAAUAUUUAAGAUGGAAUCAUAGGAAUUAUAUUUUAAAAAAAUGAAAACCAAUAUAGAAAGAAUAUCACAUGCUCCGGUGUUACAACAAUAUUCAUUCGUUUUAAACACCGUGCAUGGGUUGUUGCAUCCUCCGGGAGCCUUCAACGACGCCGGACAUUGGCUGUUAAUGUUGGCCGUGCACCGGAUGCCCCGGCAGUUGCCGGUGACCGGAGUAAACGCCAUGGGAACAUUGAUAAAGAUUAUGGCUGAGAUCCGGUGUAUUAGAAUGCAUGUUUCGCAACAUAAAACAAGCUAUAAUCUUUUAACAUAGUCUAGGAGCAAG